Scatophagus argus is the source of this 1948-nucleotide messenger RNA. It is a transcript of the gene spata18, whose product is annotated as spermatogenesis associated 18. Gene Ontology annotation, cellular component: mitochondrial outer membrane. The transcript has 12 exons. The coding region runs from base 290 to 1765 and encodes 491 amino acids. The record is from RefSeq and is a predicted model, not a curated record. Gene Ontology annotation, biological process: mitophagy by internal vacuole formation; mitochondrial protein catabolic process. NCBI's taxonomy places the organism in Eukaryota, Metazoa, Chordata, Actinopteri, Scatophagidae.
UGUUACUCUGCUGGCCUUUGGUGUCAUUUGACAGUGUGACAUUACAAUCGUAUAUCCAUCAGAGCAGAGAGCAGAACCUGCACAGGAGCGGCGGAGAGAACUCGUACUUUAUCCGUCGCGAGUUAUUUAAAACGUUGCGUGGUUUGGUUGUCGGCUCCUCUUCCUCACUUGGUUGCCACAACUGAGGCGGUGCUUGGUAUUUGGACGUCCCUUAGAGACUAUAUCUCCCGGCUGUUGUUCUCCUCCGGAGGCAGUUUUAAACCUGUUACGCUAGUUAUUGUGGACGAACAUGGCCGACACUCUGAGGAGACUAACCAAUACAUCUUCCUUCAGCGUCUUACAGGAGAAGCUCGAGAGCUGGUACAAAGACUAUCAUGUCAUUUCCUGUGACCAGAAUCUGAAUAGAUGUUGUGAACUAAUUGAACUAACUGCCAAGAUCCAGGGCCAACUGUUCUCCAUCCUCAACCGCACAGCUGCUGAGGGAGGACACUAUGCUGGAGUGGACACUAUCAAAAUGCGCCUGCUGCCUUGGCUUGGAACCUGCUUCUCAAUGGCGAGGCCCACGGUCACUGAUGACACCAGUCUGCAGCUUAUCCAGGAUUCAGUGGAAAAGGACAGGAGGAUCAGGGAGCUUUCUGUCUCCCAUGAUAGCGAGAUGCAAAAGAUGGACACUGAGCUGUGCUCCACUCGGCUGCAGUUGGAGUCCAUCAGAGCAGAACUGGUCGAAGCUCAGAAGGAGCUGGAUGAGAUAAGGAGCAAAUCAGCUACCACUCUGCUGGCCACUGAGGACGAAAUAUUGCAACUGAAAGCAGAUUUGCGAUCCGCACGUGAGCAGGUGGAGAUUUAUAAGAGGAAGCUGGAUGCUCUUGGUGACUAUGAGCGGCAGAUCCGCUUGCUGAGAGAUGAAGUGUCCUACCUGAGCACAGAGAAGGCCAUGCUGCAGGAGAGGUUGGUGAGAAGUCGUUCUCCGAGCCCCUUGCCCAGACUCAGCCGCUCCUCCAGCCCCGUGAGGAGCGAGUCGCCCACCAGAGCUCAGCUCACUAACUCCUCCCGCCACGCACGCCUUGUAUCGCGCUUCAAUGACCUGUAUGCAGUGGAGCGUCUGGAGGCCCAGACUCUGCUUCGACGUUACAUCUCUGACUUAGACAUGGUCCAGAAAAUCAUCUUCACUGCUGUUGUGGAAUCCUUUAAGACAGCAAAACUGGCUUUCCGUCAGUUUAAGCUGCGUGUGAGAAAGACAUUGUCCCCAUCCCACUUUGGACCAGAGAGUCUUGAGGAUGCAGCUGUGGACUACAUUGUCAGGAACUUGGACCUCUAUGAUGUUCAGGCCAGCGUCAAUGAUGUGAUCAAUGCCAUGAAUGUGAAUCCUCAGAUCUCCUUCCCGCCAGAGGUGGACUUUGUCCUCAUCAGUGCCUUGAUCAGGGACACGUGCAGGGUGGCCUUUGCCAUGCAGACACUGGAUCCUCCUCUUGACUUGGCCUUUGCCAGCGGUGGAGAACUUUACAAUGACAAUAAGUAUCGUCGUAGCUAUGACUCUGACUUCACUGCUCCUCUAGUGAUGCACCAUGUGUGGCCAGCCUUGGUGGAAGGAGAUGCUGUGCUAGUGAAGGGCGAAGCUGUGACUAGAAGAGGUGCUCUGUGGAGCAGAAGCCGGAGCAGGAGUGCCAGCCCUGUUCGCUCUCGCUCUCUCAGCCCAACUCGCAGUCUUGCAUUUAACAGCAAAAGAAGCCUGUCUCCUGAACGUCUCACAGCUAGCCAUCUAUGAAGGCCUCUCUGUCAUCUCACACCUCAUUUCAUCUGUAUGGCUACUCUCAUGCUUUCACCAAAUAAAGCAAUGAAAUCUUUAGAUACUGUAGCACUCAGAGGACUGCUCAGAGAUCACAUUUCUGGUCAGUGCUGACAGUAUUUUACUGUCAUUAUAGAUAAAAUAGUCUGGCAGCUAACUGAA